Molecule: messenger RNA, 777 nt
Organism: Brassica napus (rape)
Lineage: Eukaryota; Viridiplantae; Streptophyta; Magnoliopsida; Brassicales; Brassicaceae
Product: exportin-2-like
Exons: 2
Coding region: 1-777 (258 amino acids)
Molecular function (GO): small GTPase binding
Source: RefSeq, a predicted model, not a curated record
AUGCCCUAUGCGCUUCAGCUUAUGGCUCAGUUUAUCGAGUUGGAUAAUGCAUCCUCAGAUGACAUCAUGGAAAUAUGCUUGUCACAAGACUUGGAUUCCGAAAAUCUUGCAGGCCUAGUUCGUUUGAUUCAGACAGUGUUGCCUAUUGCACCUGAGACCUUUAUUCAUGUGUUGCCAUAUGCUCUGACGAUAUCAAAAAGACUAGUCUCAUCACCAAGGACUGAGAAGCAAUGUAACAGAACAGUAAAGUUUCAGAAAGCUCUUCUAUUGUUCUUCUCGCUGCUUGUGGUGGUUAAGGGAGGAGGUUACCUAGAGGAGAGUAUCAAUUCAAUUCAGGAGAACUUGUUCUUGGACUUCCUCCAUGCUAUCUGGAUACCGAGCCUGAAAUCCAUCAUGGGGGAGAAUCAUGAGAGGAAGCUGGCUGCUGUUGCAGCAACCAAGGUGUUAGGCGACCUGAAGUAUCAUCAAAAUCCACAAGCAGCAACAAGAUGGGGGAAAAUGCUCAACAGUGUAAUCAGUUUGGUACUAUGUCCUGAAAAAACUGAAGAUGUUGGUGACAGUGAAAACUCUUUGAUCAUCCACAAUGCUAUCAGGAAAGAAGAUCAUGCUGAAGGCAUAAAGGAUCCAAAGGAACAUCUAGUUCAUGCAGUGUCUCAUCUUUCCCGUCUUGAUCAUCCUGGUAUGUUGCAAAGCAUCAUCGCUGAGAACCUCGACCAGCCUAACAAGGUAGCUUGGGAUCAGCUAUGCACUGCUUACAAAGCAAGCUGUGGCUUCUAG